Molecule: messenger RNA, 2849 nt
Organism: Exaiptasia diaphana
Lineage: Eukaryota; Metazoa; Cnidaria; Anthozoa; Actiniaria; Aiptasiidae
Product: deoxyguanosine kinase
Exons: 8
Coding region: 360-1364 (334 amino acids)
Biological process (GO): mitochondrial electron transport, NADH to ubiquinone
Cellular component (GO): cytoplasm
Source: RefSeq, a predicted model, not a curated record
AACUAUUGACAUAGUUAUCACUUCGUUUGGGAGAUCGGUAUAUGAUGUUUUUCUCCUUUGUACAUGKAAGGUCGAUCACGAUUUGUUGAUUCUCGAAGAUUUUGCGCGGCAAAUUCGAGUUGAUUAAGCUGAAAAAAAAACAAGUCACGGCACAUUUACACGCAUUUUCACUUUCGCUCUCCUUGAGUAAUUACAACUUGCUAGUUAGGCUAUGCUGUGCAGUAAAUCGAAUGAAGUCUUGGAGACUUCUUUCGAUUCUUCGUCGGAUSCAAGCAAGUGAAAGCUUCGAAACAAGUCAGCCGCCAUAAAUAAAGACGAGAAGAUUGGAUUCUUCGCUAUCGAUUUUGUUUUUGUUUUGAAUGUGCGGGUUUUUCUUCGCAAUGCUUCGCUAUUUAAAGAAAGGAUUAUUCGUUUUCUCCCCAUUUAUAGCAACAAGACGUGUCCGAGUGAGAAAGAAGUUACCUAAAAUGAUCGGAAUUACAAGAAACUUCGUUCAAAGAUGUUCAAGCUCGAACGUCCAGCUUUCACAGCCUGUGGAGAAGUUGAUAAUCUUGGAAGGUAACAUUGGAGUUGGUAAGACGACUUUAGCUUGUCAACUGGCGCGAAAGCUCAACUAUAAACUGUUCCUUGAACCGACCACAAAGAAUCCAUACUUAGCGAAGUUUUACCAAGACCCAAAGAAAUAYGCUUUGAAGCUGCAACUAUGGAUAUUUCGACAAAGGUUUCACAUGUACGCAAAUGCCGCAAAACAUUUGCUAGAAACAGGCCAAGGCGUGUUAUUAGAUCGUUCAGUGUUCAGUGAUUGUGUAUUUGCUGAUGUGAAUUAUCAAGAGAGAACUAUAUCAGAAGAAGGGUAUAGAUAUUACAAUGAGUUAAAGUCAAAAGCUCUCAGGUGUCUGCCAUUACCCAAUGUGUUGAUCUACAUUGAUGCUUCACCUGAUGUUUGCUUUGAAAGGAUUCACGGCAGAGGCAGAAAUUAUGAAAGUGGCAUUCCUCUAGCAUACCUUCAAGGUCUUGAUAAAGCCUACAAGAACAUGUUGAAUGAUAUGAGAAAUAGGGGAACGGAAGUCUUGGUUUAUGAUUGGGAGCAUUUUGGAUAUAAUUAUGAGGUUUCUMAAGAUAUCAAAAAUCUGACAAACACCACUUGGAAUCAAGAUAUACUGAAUAAAUUUGUAGAAAUAGUAUCAGAAAAAAGCAAAUUGAAUCGGGCUCUACACUUGGAUUACACCAUUCCAGAAGCAGAAUUUACUGAAGAUACAGAUGAAGAGAGUGAAUUGCUUCAGGCUGAAGAGCACAGACAUCACAAACUAGAAGCGGCAAAGAAAAAUUACAGCGUAGUUCAGACAGAUGAAAAAUGCACCUAAUGUCUUCACACCACAUUUUUCUAUGAAAAUACCUUGAACUGUACAUACAAUAUAUUGGUAUUUUAUCAGUAUUCAAUACAUAUUAUUUUUAUAAUCUAGCAAUUUCCUGUUUAAGGUGGCCAGUUAAUGAUUUUGCUCUUUCCAAUAUUAUGGUUUAUCAUUUUACAUCUCAGUACCAUGAAAUGUCAUCAGAGAUGACAAUAAUAGUUUAAAUUAAUACUAUACAUUUUUAGUGACCUGAAGACAGUACUCAUAUCAGUAAUUAUUACUGUACGUCACAUAAAAUCAUUAUAUAGUUGUAGAGUACAGAUUUUGUAAAAGGGCAUACAUGUAGAGUGAACGUACUUAAUCCGUGAAACAAAUAGUACUAAUUACUACUAAAUAGUGUGGAUUAUACAAUAGGAAACAAAGGAAUUUGUAUAAUUUAUCACCUAUUUUGUAGUAUUUAUAUUUCAUGCAUUUAGUACGAGCACUCUAGAUCAAGGCGCAUAAGGACGAGAUGGUCAUCAAGUACUCACCAAACAUUUUUACCUGCAGGGUAAAGCGCAAUCUCAGAAAACAUUUAAUACAUCUAUGUACUUGUACAAAAUCUGCCUUUACUAUCAUAACAUGUAAACAUCCAGAGAUUUUAGUUUUGACACUUGGAAGACAAAAGACAACUAUUAGAUAAAAUCCUCAUCCAGCACAUUAAUUCCAUACAAAAGCUAUAAAGRAGUGGAAAAUGUUAUCCAACCUUUGUACAAUGUGUGUGCAAUUUAUGUAGAUGUACUAUAGCCUUGAACAAAUAUGAUAUCAAUCUUGUACAGUGAAGUAGAUCUCAAUGUACAUUUGUAGGUCACCUAGUAAUAAUAGUGUAAAACAAAUAUCACGUUUCUGCUCAGCCUUCAUACAUAAGCCUUCAAUGGAGACAUUCAGUGAUAACUGCUAUAAUAUACAACAAUAGCAAAUUAUGACAAUUUUAAAUAUUUUGCAAUGCUGGCAUUAUUUCAUGAGAAUUAYUUCAAUGCCAAUGUUAAAAAAGGAGAUUUUCACUCUUUCAGAGUAACCUUUCCAGCUCCGGAAAGCAAUUAAGUUUAGAAUUUUCAUUUUUGUAACAUUGCUGGGAACCAGAAAGUAGUAUUUAGUACUAAGGUUUUUUGAAACAGCUAUAUCCUACAUUAGUAAGGCAAUAAGKCAAAUGUUCAUUUUUAGGUAAAAAUGAUUGUCAUCAUUUCAACUCAAGCACAGGAUUAGCUAGUCUUCACAAUUCUAUUUAUUGAAAAUUUUUAUCGACAUAAUAAAACACUGAUAAAUAGUAAUUAAUAUUUAUUGACAUGCUUUGCCAUUAAUUGCUUGAAUUUUAAUCGUCAUUAAUGACAAAAAGGAUUAUUCCCAUAWUGCAGUACUAUACUAUUGUUUAAAUGUUAUUUCUAGGUUCUCUUUACAAAUUGUACAAUAGUUGGGCUCUUCAGUUCUUUUAUACAAAUAAAUGCAUUUUUAGUAUAA